Molecule: messenger RNA, 1474 nt
Organism: Psammomys obesus (fat sand rat)
Lineage: Eukaryota; Metazoa; Chordata; Mammalia; Rodentia; Muridae
Gene: Mapk8
Product: mitogen-activated protein kinase 8
Exons: 12
Coding region: 174-1457 (427 amino acids)
Biological process (GO): JNK cascade; protein phosphorylation
Cellular component (GO): cytoplasm; nucleus
Molecular function (GO): ATP binding; JUN kinase activity
Source: RefSeq, a predicted model, not a curated record
GGCCGAGGCCGGACGUUACGGCCGGAUCGCGGAGCCGCGAGCAGGGCUGAGUAGCGGCCGCGGCCACCGCGGGACGGCGCCGCUCUCCGCUACGGGCUUCCCGGUCGCCGUUGGCUGCACUGCCGGCCUCGGUAGAUCUUUGGAUGAAGCCAUUAAACUGACUGCUUGCCAUCAUGAGCAGAAGCAAACGUGACAACAAUUUUUAUAGUGUAGAGAUUGGAGACUCUACCUUCACAGUCCUAAAACGAUACCAGAAUUUAAAGCCAAUAGGCUCAGGGGCUCAAGGAAUAGUGUGUGCAGCUUAUGAUGCCAUUCUUGAAAGAAAUGUUGCAAUCAAGAAGCUCAGCCGGCCAUUUCAGAAUCAGACUCAUGCUAAGCGAGCCUACCGAGAACUAGUUCUUAUGAAAUGUGUUAAUCACAAAAAUAUAAUUGGGCUUUUGAAUGUUUUCACACCACAGAAAUCCCUAGAAGAAUUCCAAGAUGUUUACAUAGUCAUGGAGCUCAUGGAUGCAAACCUUUGCCAAGUGAUUCAGAUGGAGUUAGAUCAUGAAAGAAUGUCCUACCUUCUCUAUCAAAUGCUGUGUGGAAUCAAGCACCUUCACUCUGCUGGAAUUAUUCAUCGGGACUUAAAGCCUAGUAAUAUAGUAGUCAAAUCAGACUGCACUUUGAAGAUCCUUGAUUUCGGACUGGCAAGGACUGCAGGGACGAGUUUUAUGAUGACGCCUUAUGUGGUGACUCGCUACUACAGAGCACCAGAGGUCAUCCUUGGCAUGGGCUACAAGGAGAACGUUGACAUUUGGUCAGUUGGGUGCAUCAUGGGAGAAAUGAUCAAAGGUGGUGUUUUGUUCCCAGGUACAGAUCAUAUUGAUCAAUGGAAUAAAGUUAUUGAACAGCUUGGAACACCUUGUCCUGAGUUUAUGAAGAAGCUACAACCAACAGUAAGGACUUAUGUCGAAAACAGACCUAAAUAUGCUGGAUAUAGUUUUGAGAAACUAUUCCCUGACGUGCUUUUCCCAGCUGACUCAGAGCAUAACAAACUUAAAGCCAGUCAGGCAAGAGAUUUGUUAUCCAAAAUGCUAGUAAUAGAUGCAUCCAAAAGGAUCUCUGUAGAUGAAGCUCUCCAGCACCCAUACAUCAACGUCUGGUAUGAUCCUUCAGAAGCAGAAGCCCCACCACCAAAGAUCCCUGACAAGCAGUUAGAUGAGAGGGAACACACAAUAGAGGAGUGGAAAGAACUGAUAUACAAGGAGGUAAUGGACUUGGAAGAGCGAACUAAGAAUGGAGUCAUAAGAGGGCAGCCAUCUCCUUUAGGUGCAGCAGUGAUCAAUGGCUCUCAGCAUCCAUCGUCUUCACCGUCUGUCAAUGACAUGUCUUCAAUGUCCACAGAUCCGACUUUGGCCUCGGAUACAGACAGCAGUCUAGAAGCAUCGGCCGGACCUCUGGGCUGUUGUAGAUGACUACUUGGGACUUGGGA